Messenger RNA from Cryptococcus deneoformans JEC21, 662 nucleotides. RefSeq lists its product as hypothetical. Gene Ontology annotation, cellular component: nucleolus. Lineage: Eukaryota; Fungi; Basidiomycota; Tremellomycetes; Tremellales; Cryptococcaceae. The transcript has 5 exons. Bases 52 to 438 code for a protein of 128 amino acids. The record is from RefSeq and is a predicted model, not a curated record.
UUGCCGUUCCACCAUUUCCACAGGUAUUCAGUCAAUGUCCAACCUAUAAACAUGAGUGACUACGCCUUUGUCCCAGGCGGGUCCCUCAAGUUCAAGGGCGGCGGCGACAAGAAGAAGAAGAAGAAAUCUCACUCUUCUUCUGACCGCGCCAAAGUCGACAAUGAAAUCAAGCAGAAGGACAAGGAGAUGAAGGAUAAGUCCCGAGAGAGGGAAGUGAGCGCAGAAGUUGGGUCCACGUCUCCUGCUCCUGAGAGGAGAGAAGAUGGACCGAAGAUGACGGAAGCGGAGAGGAGAUUCUUGGAGACUCAGAAGAGAAGACGAGAGGAAAGGGCGAAACAUACCGCGAAGAAGACGCACAAAGAGAGGGUGCAAGAGUUUAAUGCCAAGCUGGAUUCUCUUAGCGAGCAUCACGACAUGCCUCGUAUCGGUCCCGGGUAACGUCGACUUUCAAGCCGGAACCCUUCCAUUACUUUCUCAUUCAGUCUCUCAUGGCUGUUUUCUGUAUCUAUGGAAAGUGAUAUUCACCCAAGUGAUAAGCGAAUCAUUCAGUUUAUGCAGCUUCUCAGACUGUAUUCUUUCUUGACGAGAUGUAAUUGAUCUCAUACCGAUAUAGCUGACAUCUCUCUGUAUUCAUUUCCCAAUAUUGUUUCAUCCUUUCGGAG